This is a messenger RNA of Amoebophrya sp. A25, 1875 nucleotides long. Lineage: Eukaryota; Dinophyceae; Syndiniales; Amoebophryaceae. The record is from the annotation of a GenBank genome assembly.
AUGGUUCUUGCGGUGCAAGUUUUCAUCGACCCCGAGACCGGGGAAAGGCAUGAGCAAAUUGUGGAGAGCCCAUCGAAGCCAAAGUUUCAGGUUUCUCAACAGGGAGAAGCAAAUGAUAGAGGUGAGUCCAGCAGUCUUAUCGGAGCUGGUCGCUCAGUAGAUGACCGUGCCGCAAGAAAAAAGCAGGUAACAAUCGCGGUUGAGGAAGAUCCCGUUCGCGACGGGAGAAACGACCGCCGGGCAACCGCUGAGGAAAAACAGAAGGCCCAGAAGGCACGAAUGCAUGACCUUCGCAAGCGAGCUGGUACUACAUUUCUUUGUACCAUUCGCUCUCGUACAUGAAGUUGUCCUCGUAGCAGUAGUUGUAAGCCUUCUUUUCUUGGCAGCAAAAGAAUUCAACAAUGUCUGUCCGAUGUGCGUCGUCUCAUGUCAUUCCUAUUCCACUAUCUACUUACUCAGAGUGCUAGCUGAAGAACAAGAUGUACUGCAGAGGAUAUAUGCAAUCAUAAUGUGAGAUGCCUUGAAUGUUUCACGCCACUGUUACAAUCAUAAUCUACAGCCCAGAAAUUCGUUGCUCGGCAGCGAAGUCCGAAAAAGCACGAGAAGAUGGAUCUGAUAUCUCGUAAGAAUCAUCUGCAUAUACACGGAUUCGAAUUCGAUGGAGAGCACGCCGUUUCGAAAGAACGUCGCCAGCGCCGUAUGAAUGCGGCGCGGGCGCAGCAAUUUUCUAGAGAUCCCUCCCCGGAGGUACAUGGGUCUGACAGGGUUGUUGACCGUAUGCGCAGUCCGAAACGCUACGACGGAAAUUAUGGCAUCUUCAGGACUUGCGUUGAGCUCUUGAGUUCGUCGAAACUGAGCAGGAGCAAUCGCUCAUGAAGCUUGCUGAUGUUCUCGGAAGUAGAAUAGUAGCUCCCCCUGUAUCUACUUUGUCUUUGUGAUUGUGCUUUCAAAAUUUGUUGUGCUGUCGUGCUUGAUAAGUAGCCUUGAAAAAUACUAGAGCCACUUAACGUAUAUGUCUAAGUGACGGUACGAGAAGUGGAUUUGAUGGGACGGUCACGGAACUACAAGAUUCUAGAACGCGAUCUGACAGAAGAUGACCAUGCGGCAAUGGCUGAGACCGAACGACGGAAGGCUCGAAACCAAGCGCAAGCGGCGAAAAUGGUGCGCGAUCAGAGGGCUCGCGACGCGCGGAGGGGAAUAACUCACAAAUACGGUUAAGACCGCUGGAGAUGUUCCAUUUUGCCUGCAGUUGAGUCGUAUCAUACAGAGAAUUGUAGUAGGUAGUUGAGUGCGCCUACUGCAUGUUAGAAUCUGUUGUAUCUAGCUUUGAAGCGAUCCGUAGACACGCGUAGUACAGCAGAGAGAAUUGAAUAAAGAGAAGAGUACAACUAGGACUAGGACACCAGGUGCAGAUUGAUUUUGGAAGAUGUUGAUUUUCGAGAUGGAUUCCGAAAAGCUCUAAAGAAGCAAAGAUAGGCUGUCUGUGGCAAAACCGAAGGUACCAGGGUACAUAGUGGCGCGGUCGCGCUCACCAUCGCCCGGGAGUGUUGAUCGUAUCGCCGCGGGAGUAGAAGCUGCAGGCGAAAAGCGGGAUCGAGGAGCGAGCAAACGUCUGAAAGAGAUACAGGAUAAAACGCGACAGUCAAUAGAGGAGAAAAAGAAGAAAGAUGCAGACGAGGCUGCAGAGAAGGGGUACAACAAACUUGCAUCAAACUUCAUCAAAGUGUGAGAAACAACUUUUCUGAAGUUGUGUUCGAUAUGACACUUAAAUGAUACGACAGCUUGAUUUCUCAGCCUCUUUCAUCAACAGAAAUAUAUGCAUAAUAAACCUUUACACGGCAUCACGACUAAAAACAGGGCUUUACUCGCGGUGGC